AUGGCAGAUAAUUCGGAUGAAGAUGUUGAAUCGCUGACAAAUCAUGAAACUUCACUUGAAGCUGCUGCAAAAGCCAGAAAACGACGAUUAUUAGCUUUGAAAUCAAAAAUUCAUGGAGUUCAGAUGGAGUAAGUGUUUGAUUAUUGUUAUGAGAGUUCAAAAACAUUUUUCAGAGAAGAAGAUUAUGAAACUGAAGAACAAAUAACAAAGAAAAGCAAGGAGGCUUCUAAAGAAUUCCGAAAUCACAAACCGACUCAAGAGAGUGUUGGAGAGCAAAAAACGCACGUCGAUCUCGAUAUUGUACAAAAUGAAAUUCAAGAUCAUCUUAAAGACGUUCUCCAUGAAAAACCCAUCGAAAGUGUCGAUUUAGCGAUGCUCGCUCCCCGAAAAAUCGAUUGGGAUCUGAAACGUGAUAUUGAGAAAAAACUUGCAAAAUUGGAGCGAAAAACACAACAAGCAAUUGUGACAAUUAUUCGAAAUCGGUUAGCAGAAGGAAAAGGAGAUCUCGCCUCUACGGUAAAUUCAAAUUCACAAGUGUGA
Messenger RNA from Caenorhabditis angaria, 540 nucleotides. NCBI's taxonomy places the organism in Eukaryota, Metazoa, Nematoda, Chromadorea, Rhabditida, Rhabditidae. The record is from the annotation of a GenBank genome assembly.